Molecule: messenger RNA, 979 nt
Organism: Leguminivora glycinivorella
Lineage: Eukaryota; Metazoa; Arthropoda; Insecta; Lepidoptera; Tortricidae
Gene: Prx6a
Product: peroxiredoxin-6
Exons: 5
Coding region: 175-843 (222 amino acids)
Biological process (GO): cellular oxidant detoxification; cell redox homeostasis
Cellular component (GO): cytosol; mitochondrion
Molecular function (GO): peroxiredoxin activity
Source: RefSeq, a predicted model, not a curated record
AUUCAAUUUAAACAAACGAAUAACGUGCAUGUGCACUUCAUGGAUAUUCAAGGUUUUACACGUCACACUUAUUUGUUUGUUGCUGAAAUAAUAAUAAUAAUAAGUGCUUGUUAAAUAAACACUUUUGUCAAAUUGUCAGGCCUAUUGUUACCCUAUCAAUCCGAGUGAAUCAACAUGUUUUUGGGGGAUAUUUUUCCUAAUUUUACAGCCAAUACUACAGAAGGAGAAAUAAGUUUUCACGAUUGGUUAGGCGAUUCAUGGGCUAUAUUGUUCUCGCAUCCAUCGGAUUUCACGCCCGUGUGCACAACGGAACUAGCUCGAGUAAUCAAAUUGUAUCCUGAGUUCACACGUCGAAAUGUGAAAGUUAUUGGAUUGUCUUGUGACUCCAUCACAUCACACCAUGAAUGGUGCAAGGAUAUUAAAUUCUAUGCCGGUUGCAGUGAGGAUGAGAAAUUCCCUUAUCCUAUAAUUGAAGACUCUGACCGCAAAUUAGCCACUCAGUUAGGCAUGAUAGACAAAGAUGAGCUGGAUGUCGCAGGGAUGCCAUUGACUGCGCGUGCUGUCUUUAUUGUUGACCCAAACAAGAAGUUCCGGCUCUCUAUUCUGUAUCCUGCUACCACUGGCAGGAACUUUGAUGAGAUUCUACGUAUCCUAGACUCGUUACAAUUGACUGACAAAGCCAAAGUUGCUACUCCUGUGGAUUGGAAGAUGGGUGAUGACUGCAUGGUGCUUCCGACUGUUCCCGAGGAUAAGGUGAGUGAGGUGUUUCCUGACGGAGUGACCGUGGUUGACCUGCCUUCUGGCAAGAACUAUAUACGCAAGACACCCUGCCCGAAGAUGUAGCCUGGGCUAGUGCACCUCUCUGUUUGGCUCACUAUUGUUAUUUGAGGUUUAUGUUUAAUUUCGUGGACAAAAUUGUUUAAAAUAACUGUUAAAUUUUAAAUGAACUUUUUACAAUAAAAGGAAUAUAUUCACAUUU